UUGUCGAAGUGGAAAGAUGGACACAAAUAUACUCUACGUAAUCAUCGGACUUCUUUUGUUAACUUUAUUGUUUUACGCAACAGUAGAAGUCGCGUAUUUCACGAGAUUACUCAUAGGACUUUACUUGUACAAACUGUGUUACAUAAGACAAAAAUUAUCCGUCAACACGGAGGUUCACACGUUAGGAAUGUGUUUGCUGACUGACAUGGACUUCUUGUUUCACAUGAAUCACGCCAGAUACUUGCGAGAAUUCGAGUUCAGUCGCAUGAAAUAUUUAUUGGCCACGGAUCUAGUUGCCACGGCAAAUUCCCUGAACGCCGACAUAGUCAUAACAGGCAUCACCAUCAGGUACAGGCGCAGUAUACGGGUCUUCGACAUUUACAAAAUCUCCAACAAGCUGAUCUAUUGGAGCGGAAGAGACUUUUACAUAGAGCACCGACUGACAACGCGCAGAGACAACUUCGUCAGGACCUUCUGCAUCAUCAAAAUGACUCUGACCAACGGAGUGACGUUCGAGGAAGUUCUUAAGAGACUUCCGGUGAAGUCUCGCAACAUGGAACCACCGGAACCGCAUAAAGAUCUUCGAUGUUGGCUGGAAUUUAACAAAAUAUCCAGCGAAAAGUUAAAAGAAGAGCAAAAGACGGUCGAAGCGCACGAAAUUUCUGUUUGAAAUCGUCUCUAAAAUAUAACUUAGUCUUCGAAUUUAUUCGAAAAUUUCAUUGUUGCUCUUUGUUUAUUAUUAUUAUUGAUUUUAUUAAUGCUCAAUCGUAACUCGGUUUUCGGCGUGAGGUUUGUGACAUCGAUGAAGUUCUUCAUUGCCGACCAUUUAUCAAGUUGAAACUGAUCCUCGAGAUCAAUUUAAUCCUCUUUUUCAAUUCUUUGAAUUUAAUUUAAAAGAGAGUUGUUAGUUUCUUCUUAAUUAUUUAAAUUCUGUCCAACAGAAAAAUACACGUAUUUAUUGAAUAAAAAUUGCGUUUAGAACGUCAUUGUUAGAAAUUGUGAACAUGUGCGCUACGUGCAAGAGGACAGUGGACAUUUCGAUUAUAAAAAUUAUAAACUUUUUAUAACUUCCACCGUCGUUUUUAAUCAUUUUCAUCGUCUGAAGCCGAAAAUCAAUAACCUGUACGGGUGAUCCAAAAGUCAGUUUUGUUGCAGAUACAAAUACCGAGUUUAGAAGAUGCAUUUCUUUUACGAAAUUAGUACAUUUGCUUCAAGUUAAUAUAGUAAUUUAGAUUCGAUUAACUAACUUUUCGGACACUUAAGCAUGCGGCUUUUACAAUGUAAAUUAGAUUUUCUAAACUGUAGUAGGCCUACUUGUGCUAUCUGAGUGGUGUCCAAAACUCAAACUUGUAAGAUGUGUGCUUUGUUUCUAAAGAUUAAUUAAAUACAGUUCGACUAUUUACGAGUUAAUUCGAGAAUAGAAGAUAAUCUUUUUAAAAGUACUUACAUUUUAGACAUUAAAUUUGGAAAAGACCAAGUCUUCCGAGUUGUGCAAUAAUCCACAAUUCAGAUAAUUUUGUAGAAUAUGUAUCUAACAAAGGUAUCUUAUCCCAUAAAAUUGUACUGUUUCAUUGAUACGAGUAUGCAAAUUUUGUAACGCGUUAAAUGCCAACCUCUUGAAAUUUGCAUAUCGUAUUUUAUACU
This is a messenger RNA of Centruroides sculpturatus (bark scorpion), 1644 nucleotides long. RefSeq names its product protein THEM6-like. The transcript has 3 exons. The record is from RefSeq and is a predicted model, not a curated record. The coding region runs from base 17 to 670 and encodes 217 amino acids. NCBI's taxonomy places the organism in Eukaryota, Metazoa, Arthropoda, Arachnida, Scorpiones, Buthidae.